AUCUAUCUAUAUGUUUAUCAAAUUAAACUAGCUAGUUUUAAGUCUUUUCAUGUCAAUAAUUUUUAGGAAAGUAUCACAACUUCUCCAUAGCAUUUAUAUGUUUAUCAAAACUAGUUUUAAGUCUUUUAGUGUCAAUGAUUUUCAGGAAAGUAUCACAACUCCUCCACAGCAUUUAUAUGUAGUCAAAUUAAACUAGUUUUAAGUCUUUUUGUGUCAUUAAUUUUUAGGAAAGUAUCACAACUUCUCCAAAGUCCAAUGUUGAAAGAGAAGAACAGUUAUCAACUCUUCCUUUUCUUCUACACAUUGCUACAUCAUCACCCAACUUACUGAGAGGAACUAUCACUGAAUUUAUUAAUGCCUUGACUCCUGAAGUCCUUCUUCAAUUGCUGGAGCAGUCUAAGAGAAGAGGGGACUGGAAAAUAAGCUUGGUGUCAUCAGUUGUCAAUGUCAUAAAGAACACCGAGGAAGGAGCACUUGAAGUCUUUCAGCUUCUUCUUGAAAACUGUCAGAAACCUGCAGAUAGAGGGUCAAAGGAGAUUGAUUUGGCACAAGCUGCUGAGUUGCAGAAUACAUUCAGCCUAACAACAGGAUUACUGCUGACCAGACUUAGGGAUAUUGCUGUUGAGAGGCACAGCCUGUUUUGCAAGAGCACAACCAUAGCUUCACUUGACACCAGAAAAACAGAGAGUGAAUUUCUUACAGAAAUGUCUCAUUACACUAAAGAUCUGUGCCAGGCACUAAUCACCUCAACUGGGAACAAGGUUUCUAAUAUUUUUCAAAUGUUAGUCACCAUUUCCAUUUACAGUGGACGGACUUCAGCAGCAGGGAUUCUCAACCUUGUUCUGAUGAACAGUAGAUCCACUCAAUCUCUUCAGCUAUUUGUUCAACUGCAUUGUGAUCUUGAGCUGUAUUAUACACAGCUGUUGGAUGAUGUAGUGAAAACAUGUUUGUCAACUGUCAAGUAUCCUAGCACUGCGUCACACUCAAAAAAGUUGCUGGCUUUGUUGAGAAAUUUUCAUGAAUUGAUUUCCAUUGGGAGCAAAAGUGAAAAUCUGCCAAGGUCAAAGAUGUGUGCAUCACUUCAAAGACAUCACAGCCUCCUGACUAAUUUACUGAUUCAUCCAAACUUGGAGGUCUCGUUAAAGUCUCUGGAGCUUCUUCUGUCAUUGGACAAAAUUAUGUCAGACAAAGUCUCUAACAUAAUGAAAAUUUGUAGUAACUGUGUGGGGCUGUUCUACAAGUUGUUACACAAACUGAAAAAACAAGAUGGAAACAUUCGUGAAACAGUGAAGUCAAUCAAACUUUGCAGAGAGAUGGUUCUUCUUCUCUCCAAAGAUGACAGAUGCAGACUUUAUUUGAUGAGACUUCUGGUGGAGGGAACACUUAAAAAGGAGCAUGUUUCCUUGUUUGGUGGGAUUUUACCAGCUGAACCAAGUGACUCCGAGAAGGACUUGACGAAGAUCAACGUGUCAUUAUUGGAGAGAAACAGAAACCCUCAUAUCUCCUCGCACCUACCUUUAACUCCAUCGUCGGUUUUCUUCAGUGGAAUUGUGGGUAACAUUGAGAAAAACAACAGAACAAAUGCACCUGAGGCGCAAGUAUGGCAGCGGACGAGUCAAGUGUUUGUGGAUGUUGUGUUCAUGCUGUGCACAUGUGACCAGGAAGAUACAGACAAUUCUAAUCUUACUCUUCAUCAUAAAUAUGUGGAUUCAUUAUCACUGCUGCUCAUGGAGCUCGUCUGUCCAGAUGUUGUACCCAUUAGCUUUGACUGGCCAGAUGAUGAAAGUCUCAAGUUUACAAUAGAACGCGACUUACGGAUAAAGAAAACAUUUGACGAGAAUCCAAUCCUGUGGGCUCUUGUGAGCAUUGUAGCAAGAGGUGUCUCAUCACUUUCCAAAUGCAGCCCUUUAGUUUCCAGUCUACUAGCAACUGUCAUGUCCACCUGGGAAGUAUACAGAGGCUCGACAGUUGACCAAUCUUCGUUGAAUUUUAAAGUCACGUGUUUCAUAACAGACAUUAUGACAAAGGCAAGUUGGUUGCCUCCCCCGCUCAGUAGGGUUGGUGCUGUAUUUGGUCUCCUGAAGCCAAAGGAAAUUUAUACCAUACUCAACACCAUGUGGAAAGUUCUUAAGGAAUUUCCUCCUCCAAGUUCUGCCAUGACACCAGAAGCUACUCGGCAAAGGUGGCAGCAAGGAACAGCCUUCAAAACUCAGAAGGAAGUGGUUAAGGCGAUCUUUGUGAAUAACAUUGAAAAACUUGGUCAUCAUUAUGCUCGUGUGUUUGACGAAUCUUGGUAAUAUUGUUUAUAAGACUUGUACAGCGUUGAUAUCAAUAAAUUUUUAACUUCA
Stylophora pistillata is the source of this 2348-nucleotide messenger RNA. RefSeq names its product integrator complex subunit 5-like. The record is from RefSeq and is a predicted model, not a curated record. Gene Ontology annotation, biological process: snRNA 3'-end processing. Gene Ontology annotation, cellular component: integrator complex. Lineage: Eukaryota; Metazoa; Cnidaria; Anthozoa; Scleractinia; Pocilloporidae.